Messenger RNA from Penaeus vannamei (Pacific white shrimp), 1343 nucleotides. RefSeq lists its product as uncharacterized. Lineage: Eukaryota; Metazoa; Arthropoda; Malacostraca; Decapoda; Penaeidae. The record is from RefSeq and is a predicted model, not a curated record.
GGGAGACGAUCGUUCCUCAGAAUGGGUAACUUCGGAAAAUGAGACAAUCGCAUCAUUCAAGCCCUUGUUUACCCGCAGCUUCGGCUUCGACCAAAUACAAGCAAGGGGGUACAUUAGCUCGAGCCUUUGGAGGGGAGGUCCGUGCGCGUCGGGGUGUUAUAACAGGUUCAUCACAUCUCGAAAUAGAACGGCCAUGUCUCGUUGGAUUCUAGUCUUUGUCCUAACUGUAUUAAAACUACCUGAAGGUUUUUCGAAUAUAAGGAGUAAGACUGAGGACUCGCAAGAUAAAUCUCCAUGGCGUUUGGAUUUGGAUGCCUUUUGGCCUGCUGUGGAGGAAUUCACUGCCAUGCACUCCCAUUUAGCUACGCAUGACGACGACAUCGAAACUUUCCUCCGAGCGAGAGAGGGACGACAUCCCGACGAAGGCGAAGCAGGAGACGAGGGCGAGAGGCUGUUCCACCUCCUCUACACGCCCUCCCCAACGCCACCCGGUUUUAGCAGCUUCCUGGACCUUCUGCAGUUUGCUGAAGAGCUGCGUGGUGUCAUUAAUCGCUUGUCUGAACAAGACGAAGACGCUGAAGAAAAUACAUCACCUCGACAACAUCUUUACCCUGAAAAGAAAGAACAAGGCCAAAGAUCAGAUGAGUCUCCCCUAGAAGAUGUCGAAGAGUCCAAAGAAAACGGGAAGAUUUCGGAGCAAGACGAUGAAAACAGACUCGUAGAAAACGGGGACUCGACCAAGCCAAAAACGGAAGGGCAAAAAGACGUCAUAAAACCCACACAGAAGAACACCAACUGGAUCGAAAAUCCUGAAGGCUUCGAAGAUGCAGGAGACCCAGCGAGAAGGCCUCGUCGUUGCUCAGGCGUCCACCCAACGCCAGAGGAAGACCCCGCAGAACCACGCACAACGGACGGCAAGAAACACCGCAAAAGCCACAAACCUUACUUCUCAACUUUUACCUUCUCGUUUCCUCUGUUUGAGUUCGAUGUCCCCUUUUCCAAUUUCAAGAUCCUGCCUCUUACCGACCCUUAUGCUUUGCCGGAGGACGAAUGAGUAUUAAUAGUAGACCUACUAAGUGUAAAUACAAUUUAAAGACCCAUUUUAUGUGCGUUGACUAUAUCAUGUUGACUUGUGGUCAUAUCACUCUUUCUUUCGCCAUCUUUCGUUAAUCAAUUGAAUUUUGGUGUUAUUUUGAAAAGGCACAUUAGCUAAAUAUUAUUUUGAUAUGUUUCAUGUGUUAUGUUCAUUGACUUUAUCAAUAUCAGGUACCUUAUCAAGGUGUUUUCUUUUCUUUUUUUUACUGGACAUAUAAUUACACAGUUAUAAUCUAGAUGGGGAAUAA